UACCAAAGUAAUGGUGUCCUCCAAAAGGUGCAAGAUGGCGUCGAGCGAAGAAAAUAAACCGCGUGCAGACGAACUGACGUCGUUACUGGAGCACCCGAAGUACAAGGAAAUGGUGGCUUAUGGGUUUAACAACCAGGAACAAGUUCAGGUCGCCAUGCUGGUGUACCUGUACCUCUCAGAAGCCAAGCAGUGGUCAGAACUGGACAUCCAGCCCUGUCCAGCCCUACAGUUGGUGACCCUGUACGGCCGCCCGACACAGGCUGAGGACAUGCAGGUGUUGGUGCCACUCGGGAAACAAACAGAUCUCAGUCCACAGAGGUUACGAGACUUCCUGACCCAUGUCCCACGUCCACAGGAUGAACUGAAGCUGGAGGAACCAGACUUAAUGACAAGGACAGUAACUCUUGCCAUAUGUGACACAGACUCCACAAUCACAUUCUACAGAAUUACAGAUGGAUUUGUUCCCCCGGACCCUCCAGAAAUUGUUGCAGAGAAAAAAGCAAAGAAGAGACAAUGGAAGAAAAGAAAGGGACAAAGAACUUAACAUUAAUCUUAAGAAUUAAUUCAACUUCAUUUCUCAAUGCAUUUCUGUAUGAAAGA
This is a messenger RNA of Branchiostoma belcheri (Belcher's lancelet), 600 nucleotides long. Its product is annotated as tRNA-splicing endonuclease subunit Sen15-like. Bases 11 to 544 code for a protein of 177 amino acids. Lineage: Eukaryota; Metazoa; Chordata; Leptocardii; Amphioxiformes; Branchiostomatidae. Gene Ontology annotation, molecular function: nucleic acid binding. The record is from RefSeq and is a predicted model, not a curated record. The transcript has 4 exons. Gene Ontology annotation, biological process: tRNA splicing, via endonucleolytic cleavage and ligation.